AAGCAUAUUAGCCAGGAAUACCAUAAGCAUGGCAGUUACAAAUAAACAUAAGCUACUUCCCAAAUCCGACCGGAUGUUUUUCAUAUCCAAACAAGAUUUAUACCAGCCAGCAUAUAAUAAGAAACAUCUGCAACAUAUAUAGUUGUACUGUCUAUACCUUUGGAAAGAAGAACUGGCUGUUCGGAGAAGCAUCAACAAAGAUAUUUGUCAGUUCGGAAAUAUGGGGUUUGCCAACAACGUAGGCAAGUACCAGCUGGGGCGGACUAUCGGAGAAGGUACUUUCGCAAAGGUGAAGCUGGCUCUGGACAGCACAAAUGGAAAGUAUGUUGCCGUCAAGAUCCUUGAUAAGCAUAUGGUCAUGGAAACCAAUCUCAUGAAUCAGGUGCAGAGAGAAAUUAGGACAAUGAAGCUUCUAAAUCACUCAAACAUUGUGCGUAUACAUGAGGUUAUUGGUACAAAGACAAAAAUCUACAUAGCAAUGGAAUAUGUUUCUGGGGGACAACUGUCAGACAAAUUGUCGUACGCCAAAACAUUAAGUGAAGGAGAGGCAAGAAAGAUUUUUCAGCAAUUGAUAGAUGCAGUCGACUACUGUCAUAACAAAGGUGUAUAUCACAGAGAUCUAAAGCCAGAAAACUUGCUUUUGACCAGUAAUGGAAACCUGAAGAUAUCUGAUUUCGGACUUAGCGCAUUGCGAAAGCCUGGUGACUUGUUGUCAACUAAAUGUGGUUCUCCAAGUUAUGUAGCUCCUGAGCUACUUGUAAAUAAAGGCUAUGAUGGAGCAGCUGCAGAUGUUUGGUCUUGUGGAGUGAUUCUUUUUGAAAUACUUGCUGGUCAUCUGCCAUUUGAUGACUCUAGCCUGAUGAAUUUGUACAAAAAGAUAUCCACAGCAGAGUACACAUUUCCACAAUGGUUUACAGAAAGCCAAAAGAAGCUGAUCUCAGGAAUAUUUGAUCCAAAUCCCAAAACGCGACUAACGAUUUCAGAAAUUAUUGAAAAUGAAUGGUUUCAAAAGGAUUACGUGCCUACAUGUGGAAAUGAUAGUGAUGAGAAAAUCUACUUAGAUGAUGUCAAUGCUGCAUUUGAUUCAAUUGAGGAAAAUGUCAAGGAGACCAAAAUUCCCAAAUCAUCAAGUUUUAUAAAUGCUUUCCAGUUGAUAGCCAUGUCAAAUGAUCUGGAUUUAUCAGGUCUUUUCGAGGAACAGGAUGAGAAUAAGCACAAAGUAAGGCUUGGAUCCCAGCACACAAUCAGUGAAACCAUAAAGAAAAUAGAAGCUGCUGCAAUGGAUGUGAGUCUUUCAAUAGCAAGAACAAACAACUUUAAGAUAAAAAUGCAUGCGAAACAAGGAAUGACUAGAUGUUGUAGAUCAUAUAUUGAUAUGUCGGCAGAGGUGAUCGAAGUAGCUCCCACACAUUGUGUUGUAGAAAUAUCAAGAUCUGCAGGAGAGCUUGGACCGUACAACGAAUUCUGUAAGAGUCUAACAAGUCAGCUGACAGAGGAAUUAGGUGAUUCAUCCCAAAUGCAAGAGAAUGAGGUAGACCACAUUGAAAGCAAAAGUGAAGGGUCUCAGGAGACAAAAUCCACGAUAAUCGAUGACCAUCGUGGUUAUUCAUCUUCUUGAUCAGCUUCUUUCAUGUCAAGGCCAAGUUUCCAUUUUCCAAUGGAUUCUAAAGGAAAAUGUAUACAUAGAAAAGUAAAUAUUGUCAAGCUUGUAAGGCAUGCAUGCUUAUAGAUUACAAUGCCAAAGAAGAACCUGUAUUUUCAAAGAGUAUUUUGCUUGCUGGUCGAAGGAAGAGGAAGUAUUUUUUUGGCUGCAGAGUUUACUGGAUGCGGAUUCUAACAUGUUCUACAUUUUUCACUCGAGAAAGAAGAGUUUAAAUAAUCACCCAAAGAUACAGUUGGAUUUCGCCACUGUGAAUUUGAUUAGGAAGAAUUAUAUUGGACUCCUAACAUGAAGCAAUAAGAAGAUCUUUUUCAAUCCAACAAUGCAUUAAUUAGCUUAUAGCA
This is a messenger RNA of Fragaria vesca subsp. vesca, 2004 nucleotides long. Its product is annotated as CBL-interacting serine/threonine-protein kinase 21-like. Gene Ontology annotation, molecular function: protein kinase activity; ATP binding. The record is from RefSeq and is a predicted model, not a curated record. The transcript is spliced from 15 exons. Gene Ontology annotation, biological process: signal transduction; protein phosphorylation. Lineage: Eukaryota; Viridiplantae; Streptophyta; Magnoliopsida; Rosales; Rosaceae. Bases 221 to 1618 code for a protein of 465 amino acids.